Scheffersomyces stipitis CBS 6054 is the source of this 1389-nucleotide messenger RNA. It is a transcript of the gene IFE1, whose product is annotated as putative dehydrogenase. Gene Ontology annotation, molecular function: zinc ion binding; (R,R)-butanediol dehydrogenase activity. The record is from RefSeq and is a predicted model, not a curated record. The coding region runs from base 169 to 1326 and encodes 385 amino acids. Lineage: Eukaryota; Fungi; Ascomycota; Pichiomycetes; Serinales; Debaryomycetaceae. Gene Ontology annotation, biological process: butanediol biosynthetic process. The transcript has a single exon. Gene Ontology annotation, cellular component: cytoplasm.
ACUAAACGUACAAAGAAAUUUUCCAAAGAUUCAUAUAUUUAGACUACCGAAUCGCCGAUACUAGCCUACCAUCCAUAGAUAAAAUCCUAUUUUGGUUCCUAAAUAAGACGAAUAAACUACAAUUACAAACUAUCUUUACUUUCCAUCUAACUCACCUAUUUAAACACAAUGAAGGCCAUAGUUUACCAUGACAGGGAAGAUGUCCGCUAUCACCUGGACUUCCCUGAGCCGCAGAUUGUCAGGCCUGACGAUGUCAAGAUCAAGGUCCAUUACUGUGGGAUCUGUGGUUCUGACUUGAAGGAGUAUCUCGAUGGACCGAUUUUUUUCUCCAAGAAGGGUACCAACAACGAAGUUUCCAACUUGCCAUAUCCGCAAUGCAUGGGUCACGAGAUCAGUGGUGAAGUUUACGAGGUCGGAUCUGAAGUUGACAACCUUCAGAUUGGAGACAAAGUGGUGGUGGAAGUCACAGGUACCUGUUUUGACAGAUACCGGUUCCCCGAAUCGCCCAACUUCAACAAACCCAAGUGUGGAAGUUGUCUCGAAGGUCACUAUAAUGCCUGUGCAUAUCUUGGGUUGACUGGCUUAGGUUUUACCAACGGAGGGUGUUCUGAAUAUUUGGUUACAGCUGCUAGCAAAGCCAUCAAGUUUCAAGAAGAUAUCAUUCCGAUGGAUGUGGCUGCUGUAAUCCAGCCAAUUGCUGUCAGUUGGCACGCGGUUCGCGUGUCUCACUUCCAAGAAGGUCAAAGUGCUUUGAUCUUGGGAGGUGGCCCCAUUGGGUUGACUACCAUUUUUGCAUUGAAGGGAAACAAAGCUGGCAAGAUAGUCGUUUCUGAGCCUGCUUUGGCCAGACGACAAUUGGCAGAAAAGUUGGGCGUCACAGUCUUUGAUCCUACCGGCAAAUCUGUUGAUGAAUGUGUAGAGGAGUUGAGGAAGUUGUCACCCAACGGCUAUGGCUUCAAUCAUUCAUAUGAUUGUUCCGGUGUGCCAGCUACUUUCCAAACCAGUCUCAGGGCAUUGAAUAUUAGAGGAACGGCUACUAAUGUUGCCGUGUGGGCUCACAAAUCCGUUCCAUACUUUCCUAUGGAAGCCACCUGGGCCGAAAAGAUCAUCACCGGAUCAAUUUGCUUUGUCAAGGACGAUUUUAUAGAUGUCGUCAAUGCUCUUCACGAAGGCACUAUUCCAGUUGACGAAGUCAAGUUAUUGAUCACUUCCAAGAUUCAUCUUGAGGAUGGAGUAGAGAAGGGCUUUUUAGAAUUGAUUCACCACAAGGAAAAGCAUAUAAAGAUCUUGUUUUCUCCUAAGGAAGAAUAUAGAGUAAAGAAGUAAUAGACAAGUGUACUAUAUAAGCAUCACUAUUUACUAGAAUACAUAGAGCAACGCAUGAUUACU